UGCUGGCGAUCGGACACCAUCAGGAGGAAGCCCUCGCUGAACCGACCGAGCGCUGCUGGGGCGGGAGGGUGCAGCGCAGCGCACCGGCCCCGGGAGUUAGCCAAGAGCCCGCAGAAAGGCGGGUUUGCGAAGAGGGAGCAGCGGAGGCGAGAUGCACCGCGAAGGACGAGCCGCUCUGCCUCGCAGGACCCGGGAGCCGGCCGCCUGCUGGGGGCUGGCCAUGCACUAAAGGACCCGGCCGGGGGCUUCCCCUGUGCACACGCCGGACCGCCCGCUUUGGAGGGGGUGGGAUCGCCUCGCACCUCCAGGCGCCCCGGGGAAGGAAGAAACCCCCUGCGCCCGGAACCCCUCGGAGCUCGCCCGGGGGCUGCGGCCGGGCUUGGCCGACCCGCUCCCCCACCGGCGCUUUCGGGGCAGGGGUCGCUAAGGGAGGCGCUGCCCGAAGGGGAGGUGGCGGGGAGACGGGCACCGAGAGGCGGCUGCGGGGCGCCUGGUGCAGCGGGAGGAGGAGCAGGAGGCGGCGGCUGGGCAGCCUGACAGCUCGGGGAAGUUGUCCGAGGGAGAUUACACGGCGAAGCCCGCCCCAGAUGGCACUGGGCAGAGGCGAGCGGAGGAGGCGGCGGCGCUAGCGGAGUCCCCCGGGGCUGGAGAGAGACGGAGCCGGCGAGCCAACGGGCUAAACAACAGGGGUGGAGCAGAUCGCCGCAAAGAGCAGCCCCCCGUGCGCCCUGGGGCUCCCUGGCCGCGAGGUCUCCUCGCUCCAUGGCCCCCAGCCGGAGGGAUGAGCCCCGACGGGCGUGAAGGGGGCAGAGAGAAAAUGAGAAGCCAGGCGAGAGCGGGGGGUCUGCCCGGGCAGCCAGCGGGCAGGAGGUGAAGAGCGCCCCGGGGGGACGGCGGCCGGUGCCGCCAGCGCCACAUACCAAAGAACCCGGGCCCCGCGCAGCGCAGCGCCCGGCGCUUCCUUUCCCCUCUCCUGGCUGGCGAAGAGCCCCAGGGCCAGCGGCGGCCGGACUGCGCCGGGGCAGCGCGCAGAAGGAGCGCAGAGACUGAGGACCGCGCUCCCCAGGGGAGCUCAGCGCGCCCGGGAGAGGGGAGCGCCCAGCCCCCGCAGGAAGCCUCGGGCAGGUGCCCGGGGCAUGGGAACAAGGGCGCAGCCCCCUGUCGGCCCCCGCGCUUCGGCCCCUGCCCCCGGCAGCCCGCUUGGAUUAACUCCCGUUGGGUUUUGCUAGAAAGCCGAGCAGCGCACCCGCCGCCUCUGGAUCCCGGCUGUCUCCGGGCGUGUGAAAUUACCUCACGGCUCCUUCCCGACCUCCGGCCAGUAGUGCAGAGAAGAAGAAGGCAGCCACAAUGCCUGACUCGCCGGCCGACGUGAAGACUCAGUCCAGAUCGACACCCCCCAACAUGCCUCCUCCGCCGCCAGCCGUCACGCAGGGAGCCACGCGGCACCCCUCCUUCACGCCAAACACCAAUCAAGAAGCUGGGCCUCCGACGUUUCUGCCUCGCGGCCGUUUUCAUGGUUGCUUGAAAUGGUCGAUGGUCUGUCUUUUAAUGAAUGGAAGCAGCCACUCCCCUACCGCUAUCAAUGGAGCUCCUUCCACCCCCAACGGGUUCAGCAACGGGCCUGCCACCUCCUCCACUGCCUCCCUGUCCACCCAUCAGCUCCCUCCCGCCUGCGGCGCCCGGCAGCUCAGCAAACUCAAGCGCUUCUUGACCACCCUGCAGCAGUUUGGGAACGACAUCUCCCCGGAGAUCGGGGAGCGGGUGCGCACGCUGGUGCUGGGGCUUGUGAACUCCACGCUGACCAUCGAAGAGUUCCACUCCAAGCUCCAGGAGGCGACUAACUUCCCGCUGCGCCCCUUCGUCAUCCCCUUCUUGAAGGCCAACCUGCCCUUGCUGCAGCGCGAGCUGCUCCACUGCGCCCGCAUGGCCAAGCAGACCCCAGCCCAGUACCUGGCCCAGCACGAACAGCUGCUGCUCGAUGCCAACGCCUCUUCCCCCAUCGACUCCUCUGAGCUGCUCCUGGAGGUCACCGAGACUGGCAAGAGGAGGACACCAGACAGGACCAAAGAGAACGGCUCGGACCGAGACCCUCUGCACCCCGAACACCUCAGCAAACGGCCGUGCACCAUGAGCCCCGCUCAGCGGUACAGCCCCAGCAACGGGCUAAGCCACCAGCCCAAUGGGCUGCCCCACCCCACCCCGCCACCACCCCCGCACUACCGCCUGGAGGACAUGGCCAUGGCGCACCACUACCGGGACACGUACCGGCACCCCGACCCCAGGGAGCUCCGGGAGCGCCACCGGCAAGUGGCCGUGCACGGCUCCCGCCAGGAGGAAGUGAUCGACCACAGACUAACAGACAGGGAGUGGGCUGAGGAGUGGAAACACCUCAACAACCUGCUGAACUGCAUCAUGGACAUGGUGGAGAAGACGCGGCGCUCCCUCACCGUGCUGCGCCGCUGCCAGGAGGCCGACCGCGAGGAGCUCAACCACUGGAUCCGCCGCUACAGCGAUGCUGAAGACAUGAAGAAAGGCCCCAACCCCCCACCCCGCCCCCACAACAGCUCCUCCAACUCCGAGGCCCCCCCAUUAGACACUCACCGGGAGUUUGUGCCCAGGCCCCUCUCUGGUUACAUGCCCGAGGAAAUCUGGAGGAAAGCUGAAGAAGCUGUGAACGAGGUGAAGCGCCAGGCCAUGUCCGAGCUCCAGAAGGCGGUGUCGGACGCGGAGCGCAAGGCCCAUGAGCUGAUCACUACCGAGCGAGCCAAGAUGGAGAGGGCCCUGGCAGAGGCCAAGCGCCAGGCUUCCGAGGACGCGCUGACGGUGAUCAAUCAGCAGGAGGACUCGAGUGAGAGCUGCUGGAACUGCGGGCGCAAGGCCAGCGAGACCUGCAGCGGAUGCAACACGGCCCGCUACUGCGGCUCCUUCUGCCAGCACAAGGAUUGGGAGAAGCACCACCACGUCUGUGGGCAGACUCUGCAGGGCCUCCAGGCCUCCGCUGGCGCAGCCCCUUCCUCGGGGGUGGGCUUAGGGGUGGGCUCAGCUCAACCGGAUGUGGUGGCUGUCAGCGCCUCCAUCACCAGCGUGGCCACCAUGGCCGCCAGCCCCAGCGAAACCGGCUCGGCUGCUGCGUCGCGCUCCGGCACGCCGGCCACCCCAGCUCCUCUGGAAACAGCAUCACGCUAA
Molecule: messenger RNA, 3186 nt
Organism: Terrapene triunguis (Three-toed box turtle)
Lineage: Eukaryota; Metazoa; Chordata; Testudines; Emydidae
Product: protein CBFA2T3
Exons: 12
Coding region: 1348-3186 (612 amino acids)
Biological process (GO): negative regulation of DNA-templated transcription; DNA-templated transcription
Cellular component (GO): nucleus
Molecular function (GO): transcription corepressor activity
Source: RefSeq, a predicted model, not a curated record